UGCCUCGUCAUUACGGCUGAAUGGAAAAUAUAGGAUUAACCCUUUGCACUUGGACUGAUAUCACUUGGCUGCACUUUGCGCUUAAUAGAGACAAAGACUGAUUAACCGAUGCAUCAUCCAUUCCUUUUUUUUAUUGCUGCACCGUUGUUAGUUUAGAUUGGAGGUAGAACGCGUAUAUUAUGGCACAAUCGCACAUUUGAAAGGCUCGUAAGUAAAUAAAAUGAUUCUUCUUCAAUUUCAAUUGCGAACUUGGUUCACCAAAGUAAUUCAGAUAUAGAAAUUGUUGCGUUAAUAUACCGUGAAUAUUACGUUACGAAUGCUUAAAGAUGCUCGAAUAUUUUUAUUAUUUGAAAAAAGAAAAAAAAAAGAAUUAAUAAAGAUUAUUAAUCUCUAUUAAUUUAUGAGCUUUUCAUUUUGUAUUUGCGAUCUGUUCUACGAUCGACGUUACUUAACGACUCGUAGAAUUGACGAGAAGACUGAUUACGAAUAUAACACGAUGUGUAAUAUUUUUUUAUCAACCGACCGAAUGUUUCCUACUCUGACGAAAGUAGGUUACUGUAACGAACAAAGUAUAUUCGCGUUUUGUACAUGUAUGUAGAUCAUGGUGUAUAAAUAAAGCAUUAUAUUCGUAUCAUGGAAUGGUAAUCGCAUGAUUCUUUUUUUUUUUUUUUCUUUGCAUCUUGUGCCGUCGAACGUGCAAAGGGUUAAACCUCGCACCCGAAAAGAAAAGACUAUCGUAAUCGUUCUCUUAUCAUUUUGCUCGACAUUCAUUUCCACGUUUCGUUUCUCGAUACCGAAAUUGACUAUCCCACGCUUCGCCGAGCGUUCUCUUUUCUGAAAGUAUCUGACUUUCAUUCGAUAACAAUGUUUCGAUAACGAUUCAUCCGCAUCUAAUCUCUUUUCUAAUUCGAACGAGUUAUCGAAACGAAUUCCAGUAGUAAACAAGAUAAGAUAUCAGCGAUACCUGUUUAAAAAUCAAAGAUUAUUUCCUAAUUUUUACUACGAUGAAAAUUGGACGAGUUGCUAGAUGGCGCUUUUUUCGUCUGUUCCCUGUUGUUCCACUGCCAAAAUUUAACUGAUUCGCGUCAAAAUUAAACAACACAUAUACACAUUUAUAUAUAGAUAUAUAUGUUUAUAUCGGUUCGGCAAACUUUUUGAAAUCUCAAAGGAAUUUUGGCUUUUCGUCAAAUUUUUUCAACGAAACUUUAUCUAUAUAAUCUUUCAAUUUUUUUCUUUUCUUCUUUCUUUUCUUUCUCUUCCUUUUUUUAAAUCUCGAGCAGUCAUUCAUCGUGUCUGGUUAUUCGCACGAUAUAUUCAGACGGACUCAUACCAAUUACGUAAAGUGGGAAUAUUCUCUUGCGCUUGACCUUGAAGCUUGACUUCGUACAAUUACAAACCGCUUCGUUUUCUUUUCCAAUGACCGCAGAUCGCCGGCAACGAAAUAGCCUCCACUUAUUGGCUCGGUAUUUUUACGUAACGCGGCGUAUAGUUCAUAGCCACACGGAGAGCCAGUCUCGCGAGUUUUAUGUAACCUUUCGCGAUUCGCGUAGCGCGAUACAAUCGGUACACCGUACCGAAUUCGUUUCGUUUGUUAAUUAUUUACGAACACGUGUAUCGAUUGCGGUAACGUUGUUAAUCUUAUCGCGGCUCUCCCUCGCGUCCUCGCUUUUAUGUAACAAACAUCGAUAAUCGUUUCUUUUUUUUUUUUCUUUUCCUUUUUCAUUUUCUUCUUCUUCUUCUUCUUUUUUUUUUUCGAAAAAUACGGUACAGUAAAUUAAAUUGCUCCUCGUCCGUUCAUCGCGAAAAAGGUAUCAUUUCAUUAAGGUUAAACGGGCUGACCGUUAAAAAAACGAAACGAUUGUUUUCGUAGAAAGUGAAACGGAUUCAGUGAAUCGGGUGAACCAAAGGCAAGUUCAAACUGCAAUAUCGAGGCUCGAGGACAAUAAACUUGUAUCGCGCGGAUUUGUCGCGCGAUUUCUUCACCGUUGACGGUGAUGGCCGCGCUCCUCUGCCUCUGCGAGAACAGAGAACUCUUCAAACUCUUUCCUCGCGAUACAUUCGUUAAGGCGCUACUACUCACGUGUCGGUGCACUCGCUCGUGAAAGUACGUAAUAGUUGCUUGAACGUAGAUCCGUCCAAUUAUCGCGUCCUCGUCCAUCGAACGCGGAUCGUUGUGUCGUGUCGGUGUUCCUCGCCACGCUCUUCGCCACGGUUGUACGCCAUCCAAAGCUGGUGACACAAUCUCAAAGGGGUACACGAUCAAUCACCGUUCACGUGAAUUUAUUGGCUCUCUCGUUUCGCUCGAGAGCUCGAAUUUCGAUACACUUGUCGUCCUUUUGACAACGAGGCAACAACGACGAUUCGAUAUGAGCUUCGGAUCGCGAGUCCACGAUGCGCAUGAAGAGGACUCGAAGACAACGGCCAAGGAGCUCGAGUCGAACGAGGAAGCAACUCUGCCCAAGGAAGCGUCUUCGUCCGCCAAGGAAUCCGGCAAGCAAUCCGCCAAGAACAAUCCGCCACCUACCAGAAUCCCCACGAAGCUGGCGCCGUUGAAAAAAUUGGAAAAGAUCGACGGUACGAGGAAGAAGGAUGGCGGGGGCCAAGAGAAACAACAAUCGAGACGGGAGGACAAUCCGUUGGCGACUAACAGGGCCGGCAGGGAUUACACGAAUCUCAAAUUCCAAGAUCCGAGAUUCUACGAGUGUCCCAAGCUCCUGGAGACGGUCGCAUCGACCACGACCACCAACACGACCACGUCCACCAGCCCAAAGCAGGAGAUAGACCUGAAAGAGGUGCUCAAGAGAUCGGAAUCCCUCAGCCCGAGGCACGAGAAGGAUUGGGAGCAGUUGUCGAGCAGGUUCAGCUCCGAGGAGAAUAUCAUAGACAUCGAUAAACUUAGCAUCAACGCGUUGGCCAGGUCGGAGAAAUCCGACAAGUUCGACAAGGAGAAACAUCCGAGCCAAUUCGGCCAACAGAAGGAAUUGACUCUGAGCGGUGGGGGGACUAUGUUCCUGAAGAGCAACAGGAGCAGAGACACCACGCCUAUCCACGAGACCGGUAAACUCGACGAGUUCCGUACCUUGUCGAUCCCGGACGAGACCAACAAAGACAGCGGGGACAAGUUGAAGUCGAUUCUCAGGGAGAAACAAUCCGAGGACGACGACAGACCGGUGGACGAGGAAAGGAAAAGCGUACGUUUCGACAUCGAGAAGGAAGUGGACAUCAAGUACACUUACUCCAGGUCUGAAUACGAGUCGGAAUCCGAAUCUGACGAGCAUGAGGUGCUCGCCAUGCUCUCGAGUCGAGAUACCGAGUGGAGUCCCUCGAAAACGCAGAAAACCAGCCAAAGAUUCACGGAGGAGAGCAAGGAAGAUCCCGAGGACAAGAUCGAUGGAUGUGUCAACAAGAGUUUAUCGUCGGAAAAAAUCGAAGCGUCGAAGACGCAAAAUGGGAAGAUCGUGGGAAAGAGGUUCGUCGUGAGGAACGUGCCUGAGAACGAACUUCGUAAAAAGUUCGCUCCUCAGAACGUUUCUGAGAAGGAACACCGUAUGCAAAUGACCAGAGACAGUUUGUCCGGAGAGAGUUUGUCGAGGGAGAGCAGUUUGGACUACACGUUCACCAAUAAAUUCAACAAAAUUAAAAACAUCGAUCUGGUUUCGAAGAGCGAGACCGAUUACAGCGACUCUGAACUACGGCGGAAGAAUAAAUUGAAAGUGGAGUUGCCGCGCAACGAGCAGACCGACGACGACGAGACUUCAGAUUUCUCGAAGAUCAAUCAAGACGCUCACGAUAUCUCGCGAAGGGAAGGCAACGAAACAGCGACGAAACAGGAUCAGAGCAAGAAGUUGGAGGAAGCGAAAGCGAAAUUGGGCGAAGAGCACGAGAGGGACAUCGAGGCGUUGAGGAAAGAGUACAAGGACAAGUUGGAACAGAUGAAAAAAGAAUUGGAGGAGAAUUUUGCGGAGCAGAAGAAGCAAAUAGAGAAGAAUCUGAGUGACAAGUUGGAGGAUAUGAGGCGAAAGAUGGUCGAGAAGGAGGAACGAGAAAUUCAAAAAUUAAUCGCCGAAAUGGACGAGGCCAAGUUGGAGAAUCUGAGAAAGGUAAAGGCCGAAUUGGAGGUUUGCUACGAAAAGGAGAGGCAAGAGAUCUUGGCGAAUUUGAAGACUGAACUGGACGAGAGAAAGGGAGAAUUGUUGGAGCUACGGAAUCAGGAGAUGGGAAAAUUGGAGAACGAAUACGAGCGCGACUUGGACGAGGAGAAGCUCGCCAAACUUAGCGAGAUCAAAUUGAGCAAGCAACACCAGGCGAGGAUCAAAACGAUGAAGAAGGAAUUGGAUAAAGAGUUCGACGAGUUGCGCAAACAAUUACGGGCACAGCAGAGGGAAAAUAUCACGAAAAUUACGGAGGAACACGAGAGUCGUCUUGUCGAAAUCCUACGCGAUUUUAGAGUGAAUGAGGAUCGCACGCGCAAGAUGUACAAGCAGUGUUUGGAAGAGAUUCGCGCCGAUUUCUCGCGCGACGCGGAGAAAGAGGCUAAGAAACAGACAGGUCGCGCUAUCCACCAAGAGAGCAUCGAGUUCGAGAAGAUGAGGUGCGAGAAGCGAUUGCUCCAAGAUAAGUACAUGGCGUUGAAGGAGAAAUACAUGAAAUUGAAGAAGGAGGUACGUUCGGCUAUCGAGAGGAGGAGUAGGAGAAAGGAGGGAUACACGACCGCCUCGGAGACGGAGAGGUCGACGUCGACGAGGACGAGGACAGACAGGACCGAGUCGUCGGAUCAAAAUAUCCCAUUACGAAACACGCACUCGAGCUCGGCGACGACGAACACUAAACCGCCCGAGACUCGGACGACGACGAACGAGCAGUCGGAAGAAUUGCACGAUCCGAACGAACAGAACGUUCAGAAGGCGAACUCGGGGUUUCAGAAGAGCGCAGCUACGUCGAACGCGAAAAAUGUGAGAUUCCAUUCCGACGAAACGAGCAUCGCCAGCGAGACGAACGCGAACGUAACAACCGGAAAGAAGAACUUCGCCAAGAAACCGACAAUCCAAUCCAAACCGAGUUCAACCACCGGCAAUAAUAUUAACAACAAUAACAACAAUCUUGAAAACCCGGUCGAAAAUAUAAGAAAACAGUUGGAGAAGCUCGAGGAUCUCGGUGAUCAAUUGCCAAGCAACGAAACGGCCUACACGUUGCGAUAUCCUUUCCAAGACAAAGCUCGUCGUGUCCGAGCUCAUCGGGUGACACCGGAAAGGAUUCUGCUCGAUUUUCUAGCACCGGCGAACGCCUCUUCGGAGCUGGAGUUCUUCCGGCACCGAAUUCACGUGGAAAGGGAUUCAGUGAAGAGAGCACGGGAGGCGCUUCGACAUCAGGAGAACGUGUUCCAAGGGAGGCAGAGGGCUUGGAAGCAGCGUAGCGUCAAAGCGACCCUCGAACAAUUGCUUCAGGAAGAACGCGAACUUUCCGACAUGGAGGUGAAUUUGCAUCGAACCAAGAGCCUUUUGGGCGAGAAAGUGAUCCAUCUGAGGCAUUUAGAGCAAUCUUUGGAGAGGGUGGUUAACGCGAAGACAAACGAGAACGACGGGAACGCGACCAAAAACGAGGAAUUGACGUUGAGCGAUAUGUCGAGCGUGAGCAGCGGUAUCAGUUCAACCGAUCUCGGGACCGACACGUUCGUAGUUCAUUUCUUCGAGACUUCGAAAUCCCGCCUUUCGUUGAUUUAUUUCCACUCAAGAAUUUAUUUUCCAUCUCGUGGUCUUGAUCCUUCGUACUCAGACAAACCGGAUCACUACCAGGAGUCGACGGAAAUCAUCGCAAGUCUGGAAAACCUAAACUCGGAAAUACGUGAGAUAUGGGGCGUGCUGAAUAAACGUCAGGACACGAACAUACCACCGCCUCCGACUUUGAUGUAUUCGUAUUUGCGAUGGCUGCGUUUCCAUCAUCUUGCCGCCGAAUCGAAUAAUAUACAAGGAACAUUCGGUGCUCCAAACAUUCAGUCGAACAUCCUGUCUCAGUUGACAGUGGCUCAACCACCGACACCCACCGCGCAAAACAUUAUCGCCCAGUACGGUCCCAAUAGCGGUUUCACCACCAGCGUGUGCACGGUUGAGAAGCAUUCCUCGAAUCUGAUGGAGAGAACGUGGAAUCUACGGGAUUGGCUGAGGCAAGCUUGCGUCGAGGGCACGGAUCAGUCCAGGUCGAACGACUCUAUAAAAAGCAGCCCGCAAUCCAUCGAAAAAUUUGGUUCCAAACGACAAUCGUUAGGGGAUUCCAGUACCCGUUUCGUCGACGUAGACUCCAUGUAUCUACACGUGUUUCUAAACCAAUUCAAGAAGACGUGUUUUCGUUAGUUGUAUAGUUUCCGUUAUCUAGAUCUCUUCAUACGAUCGAGAACGGAACAGUCGUUUGGAAGUGAGAGUUUCGAUCGAGAGAUUCGCGAAACUCCUAGCUUCGGCCGAAUGUGCGCAACGUGCUCAUUCUAAGAACCUCCCCUUAGCUUGUCCCAUCCUAUCGAGCUCAAAUUAGUCUUAUCGCCGAAUCUGCGACAAACGCAAUUGGACGUCUUGGAGCCCCGAUCGAAACGGACGCGAGCUUCGAGAUUGCAACUUUUGCAAUCUUCUGCCCACGCGUCCACAAUUUUCAAGAACGCUCGUCGGCGUUUCUUACGAUUUUAUCCGGGGUGGCAAACCAACUGGACAAUUAUUAUUAUAUUCGUGCCAGAAAUUUUGACGCUGGCCCGCUGCUCUUUUAAAGGUAAUUGCAACGUUAUAGCGGAUGAUCAUGUAUAAAAAAAACGUAACACUUUCAUAAUGGGAAUACGAACGGAUCUCAUCGUGCAAAUUACUCGCGAGUCGUUGAGGAAACGAAUCGAACGUGUGUGUGAGUGAGUGUGUGUGUAUGUGUGUGAGAAAAAGAGAGAGAGAGAGAGAGAGAGAAAACAGGCCAAGUUCUCUAUUGUAAAUAAGAAUUUUUCUCGAUAUCGCUCGAUACAAAUCCAAUCUCGUUCCUUUCUCCCCGACAGCCUGUUGAACCUUUAUAUAUAUUUUCGAGAUCGAUUUUUCCGUGAAUGUAACAAUGUAUAAUAUGCGUACCACCUAUAUAUAUAUAUAUCAUAUACAUCUAUUUAGUAAAUAUACAUGUAAUAUUUGGGAUUGUUUCACGCGAAUUAGAUUGGAAAUCGCGUUUGAGACGGAUGUGUGAUAAAAUCUUGGAAAACGCGUGGAUCUUCGGCGUACGAGAAGUGUCGAUUCAAAUUUUAUGUUUUAUCACGAUCGUAAAAUGUGAUAUAUCUGAAAUCAAAAUUGUCAACGGAAAGACUUAGCUUUUGUAUCGAGUUAAUUGUUGUAAGUCGCGUAUAUAAUAGCGUAACGGCAACAAACAAGGGAUUCAUAGACAACUCGAGCUAGUUUCUUUUCUCGAAUGCCACUUCUUCGAAUGCCUCGAAUUUUGCGCGCGUCUCUCCGUUUAACGCGGUGUGCGUCUCUCGAAUGCCAAACUUUCAUAAUUAUCGAGAUACUUUCUAGAAUCGAAUCACCGAUAUAUCUCUACCGUAAAGGAAAAGUAGGAAAUGUUUCUGGAUCGAUCGAUCGACCAGAAAUGGCUAAUUACCCCAUCGAUAUUUAUUAUUAUUCAUUUUAGAGAAACGUUUCAAUAGAGAACGUUUUUUCACAUUCCGGAUAUCGUAUAACUCGCAAUAAUUCUGAUCUCAUUAGAUGUAUAGCGUAGAGAGCGUUUAAUAUAAUCUCCACGUUGAGGAACGUGAGAACCGUAAAGUCUGACGUGUCUCCGCAACGUAGAAUAUUGUCCCGUGAAAAAAUUUCGCGUGUUGAAUCUUGUUUCAACGUAGCUCUUACUCGAGAAUGGUUCCUUCUUUCCUGUUAUACGAUCUCUUUGUAUAUCAUCGACAUUUUCACUCGAGUUUCGUUCGACUUAGCGAUCAAUCCUGAUGAUAUUAAUCGACGUUCGUAUAUAUCCGUGAGAGCACGGAUCGAAACACGGACUAUAUACACGUAUAGUUGAUUUUAUAUCCAUUAAAGUUAAUGAUGAUCUAUAGGAGAUUCGAGUCGAUAUUCGAAAUUGUAGGAGUCGUUUUAAAAUCGUUCGACUUACUCGAAGGUUUCGAAGCGUAGAGAUUUUUCAUUAGCACCGUCCUUAAAGAAUCGUAUAAGCAAACCUUCCUCUUCCUCCAUACGGGAAACAUGUAUCGACGUUUAUCGCUUCGGAUGUUGGUAAAUCGUUAACGAGUUACGUCCAAUGAUUCUGCGAUUGUUUUUGGUGCUUCGUUCACAGUGCAAUUGUUUAAACGGAAAUAAUUCGUUUUAUAACUCGAUCGCGCAGUUUUGUUGUACUGGAUAUUAUUAUAUUUUUCGCACACA
Molecule: messenger RNA, 8372 nt
Organism: Apis laboriosa (Himalayan honeybee)
Lineage: Eukaryota; Metazoa; Arthropoda; Insecta; Hymenoptera; Apidae
Gene: Cep164
Product: centrosomal protein of 164 kDa-like
Exons: 10
Coding region: 2367-6347 (1326 amino acids)
Molecular function (GO): protein binding
Source: RefSeq, a predicted model, not a curated record